This is a messenger RNA of Labrus mixtus (cuckoo wrasse), 602 nucleotides long. Its product is annotated as potassium voltage-gated channel subfamily E member 1. Gene Ontology annotation, biological process: membrane repolarization during action potential; ventricular cardiac muscle cell action potential; regulation of ventricular cardiac muscle cell membrane repolarization. The transcript is spliced from 2 exons. Gene Ontology annotation, molecular function: voltage-gated potassium channel activity involved in ventricular cardiac muscle cell action potential repolarization; delayed rectifier potassium channel activity; potassium channel regulator activity. NCBI's taxonomy places the organism in Eukaryota, Metazoa, Chordata, Actinopteri, Labriformes, Labridae. Gene Ontology annotation, cellular component: membrane. The record is from RefSeq and is a predicted model, not a curated record. Bases 155 to 577 code for a protein of 140 amino acids.
AAAGGAGGGGAUUCACAUUUCUGUUCGAGGAGAACUUUGAGACCAGCGGCUUUGUGACUUUUAAUGAUCAACGUCUGCUGAUGUGAGGGACAGCAGACACCGGGUCCAGGUUAUUUGAAGUUGCAGUUCCCGGAUCGUCCAGCAGAGGUCAGACAUGUCACACAUUAACGCCACAGAGCUGCAGUCGCUCCUGCUCUCCUUCCUGCAGCAUUGCCUCAACAGCUCAGGCGUGCUCUUUCCGCCGAUACCUCAGAACUACACUACCCAGCAGGCUUUGCAUCAGUCGGCAGGAGCCAGGGCCCACUCUCAGUCUCAGGGCAUGAUGUACAUCUUUCUGGUGGUCGGCAUGUUCAGCUUCUUCACGUUCGGCAUCAUGCUGAGCUACAUUCGCUCCAGGAAGGUGGAGAGCUCUCAGGAUCCGUAUCACCAGUACAUCGCCCACGACUGGACCAAGGUGGUGACUCCGUCCAGGGCCGUCGCCGAGGCUCUGCACAGGGAGGCAGCAAGCCCCAGAGCCAGCAGCAAGGAGCCCGUCAUCAUCUGUAACCCGGCAACCCUGGAGCAGCUGCCAGACUAGAAUAUAGCAAAAUUCAAAUAUAUAA